Puccinia graminis f. sp. tritici CRL 75-36-700-3 is the source of this 1911-nucleotide messenger RNA. RefSeq lists its product as uncharacterized. The transcript has 7 exons. Lineage: Eukaryota; Fungi; Basidiomycota; Pucciniomycetes; Pucciniales; Pucciniaceae. The record is from RefSeq and is a predicted model, not a curated record. The coding region runs from base 1 to 1911 and encodes 636 amino acids.
AUGCGGGCGGUGUGGGCUGCCUGGAGAUGUCCUGCGUGCUUCGGUCCAAGUCCACCCAACCUGAACGAAUACCCUUGGAUGAGUCAAGAUAAGCUGAUCAUUUGCCUUGAUGGCAACUUCCAGCAUCACCACCAUUCUAAGGCGAGCCGCGAUUACAAUCAAAUACGAACUCCAAACAUGUUCGUCAGCCAGAAGGAGGUUGAUGAGAUGAAAGCCAAGAUCAUCGAUAUAGAGUUACGCCAGAAGCCAAAAGACAAGAGAGACCAAUGUACAGAAGCUCACAAGGCAGCUGACAACAAGCGUAAUGAGUCCUCGUGGAAAGGUUGUGACGACACCGGCCUUAUGGGAUGUUUCUGUCACCACGAUGCUGCAAUAUACAUGGCAAACAUCAAUAAAUCAGGUGAACAGUGUUGUUUUCCGAUGGCUCUCCUAAACAAGAUUCUCAAUAAUGAGUCCCCGCAUCGACAUGUUGGCAUCCUAUACGACAUAGGUUGCUCUCUUGACAAGUACAUGGCUUUGCGCGGCUUACUCAGUGACCAACAAGAUCGUCUUCAAUUUGCGACCUCCAUUUUCCAUGCCUAUGUUCACUCGUGGACAUGUCAGCUGGAUUAUAAUCCUCGUUUUAACAAAGGUUGGGGGCUAUCGGAUAGGGAGGGGCUCGAACGCAUGUGGUCUUAUCUGUCACCUUUAGUCAGACCGUUAAGAUAUGCCACACAAAAUCAUUGGCUCGCCGCAAUCUCUCACCAAUUAAAAUACCACAAUACAAGGGGUAUCAAGAAUCUUCAUAAACCCAAUCCUUUCUCCACGACCGGUCAAAAUUUUACGAAGCGUUUUUUCAAGGCCCAAUGGGAAGAACAACGAAAAUUCAAGGAAACACAUACUGACGAGCGAGAAGAAAAUCGGGAUAAGUUGGUUGAAGUGUAUGAGCAAGAGGCCGCACUUGAGGCCUUGAGGACUUGGCUGCGCAACACUCCUUCUACAUACCUGGCCAGCAAACAGGAGGCUCACGAGCUUCUGGAUGAAUUAGAGACAACUGCUGAGGAACUAAGAAAGGCUGCCGAAAGCUUAGGCCGAGAUCAUCAAACCAAGCCUGACGAAGCCAAAGAGGAACAAAAACUUUUGCUGCUUCUUUGGGAAGCUAAAUCGGAACUGUUUGUCCAAGCAGUAGAGCUUUGGGCGGAAAAACAGCCCCUCACCGACUCAAGAACGAUCAGACGUCGAUUAGGAACCAAGUUAAGCGAGAAGAUUCAGAAGGCUAUACAGAAGCGCUGGGGCCCAAUAAACAAACUCAUUGCAACCUUUAACACCCGAUUUGCGCAAUACGUGGCCAAGUUCCCUAGGCAACGAGUGGCUGACGCCGAUGAGCACCCUCUCACUUACAAAACCUUUGAGAGCAUGGCUAUUGAUCACAAGUUCUGGAAUGAUGGGAUAUACUAUCACUCCAAAGCACCAUGGGCAAUCGAUCUGGUAGGAGUAAUGGCAUUAGACAUGAAUAUGGAACCACCGGAAGAUCACAUUGAUCGCAUGGAGUUGGGAAACUAUGAUUGUCGAGAAAAACUACGGAUCAUCAAUAAGGAACUACAGACUCGUUUGUUUGAUCAUGGCGUCUUGAUACAAGAAUGGACUGGUACGAUUACGUGGAUGUGUGCUCAUUGUAGGCCUGAACUACUUCGUGACAUUUACUCGGAUUGGAACGAUAUAGUCCAACACGUGGCAACCAAUCAGACUAGUCGGCAACCAAAGAAGAACAAGGAGGAGCCGGUGGUUGAUAAUGUAGAAGAGGAGGCAGUCGUGGGUAUCCAGGUGGAUGAUGGCAAAGAAGUUACGAGUGGUGAGGCUGCCAACUCUGCAGGAGAACCAGCCCGAAGUGAUUGGGAGGAUGUUGAUGAUGCUCAAGAUGCCUGUGAUUGA